CCUGCCUGUAGCCUCAGAGAUGGAAGCGCUCCUGCAAGAGCUCAGCUCGGCCUCCAAGCUCUUAACUGACUUUAAGGAGAUGUAUAAAUAUGAGGCCCGCUUAAAAACCUUCACCCAGUGGCCCUUCCAGGAGAACUGCAAGUGCACUCCGGAGAAUAUGGCAAAGGCUGGCUUCAUCCACUGUCCAACUGUAGAUGAACCAGAUGUGGUAAAAUGUUUCUUUUGCUUGUUAGAACUGGCGGGCUGGGAACCCAAUGAUGACCCAUGGGAGGAGCACACCAGACGUCACACCUGUGACUUUUUAUCCCUUCCCAAGCACUUUGAUGAGCUGACAAUGGAAGAGUACUACAUGCUGGAGAUGACACGGCUGAGGACCUUCAUUUGCAAAGUUGGCAGGCGCACAAUAAACUCUUUUCAAGAAGAAGUCGCGGCAACGAGGCAGAGGCUGGUGGAUUUCUUCGGCUCCAGACCGCAGCUCCCGGCAGCGCUGCCUCUCGGGGAUGAGCCAGCAGCAGCCCAGCAGCCUGGAGGCUCAACUGCCGGGCAAAAGAGGCCCAGGACAAGUGAGCUGUGAAUUCAGUCUGACUCUAAACCUGUCUCUUCACUUGGUGUAAACAUUCCUGUCUUGAUCCGAGUGCUGAACGGGUGUGUGAGGAGCUGUAUGUGCGUCACUGCUCUCAGCCUCUCUGGAUUGGGGGAGUGAGUACAGGCAGGUGUGCCCUGCCUUUCACGGUGUGCUUUCCUGGUACGGCUGCGUGGGGAGCUAGGAAUAGUCCCACUACCCUGCCAGUGUAUGAAAAAUGUCUAAGCAAAUACUUUUAUUCUGGUUUUUAGCAAGCUUUUUUUUCUGAAUAAAGAUUCACAACUCAGUACUUCUGUGAUCUCUGUUAAAACCUUAUCCCUAGGAAGACUCAAAUCAGAACAGCUCUGCUUCAAAACCCUUUUCAGCAAAUGAAAGGGAUCUGUGUGUCUGCAGCAAUUGCUUUAAGCACUUGCAUUAACUACACGCCUCCUGUUGUCUUUCUA
This is a messenger RNA of Prinia subflava (tawny-flanked prinia), 1026 nucleotides long. Its product is annotated as baculoviral IAP repeat-containing protein 5.1-like. Lineage: Eukaryota; Metazoa; Chordata; Aves; Passeriformes; Cisticolidae. The record is from RefSeq and is a predicted model, not a curated record. The transcript has 4 exons. Bases 20 to 574 code for a protein of 184 amino acids.